AAAAGAUGUGAAAAUGUCAAAGUUUUUGGGCCAUAUUUGUAAUGUUAGUCGACAUGUUCUGGACCCAAGCUUUGAAAUGAAAUUGCCCCCACGCUUCCUUUUUCUCACUAUUCCGUCAAUUUUGCAAGUAUGAGUAACCGAUCUAGUAUAACGAGCACAAAAUCAGCGAAGUUUCCUGUUACUGAUAGUUGGAGUCCUUUUGCUUCCAAUGUUUACGGGAACAACAGACUAUCAGUCAAAGUGAAACCGACCCAAAAACAUCAUAAGAAGUUUUCGAUUGACUCGCCUUCGCGUUUUAAUAUCAUCACAUCAAACCACGUGCAUUAUGAUCUACCCAAGAAGCAGAAGAUUUCAUACAUCAACCUCAAAAUCAGGAAACUAUACAGGGACUCAGAAUUACAAACUGCCAAUGUUUACAGUUACGUCAUCAAAGUCGAGUGUAACAGUCCAGAUAAUGCCUGGGUUAUGCGCAGAAAUGUAGCUGAUUUCAAGUCACUGGAUCACAUCUUGCAUGGAGGUUGUGUUGGAAUUGACCCAUGCAGGGAACGAGGACUUCCACCUCUGCACCCUCCGGAGACCAUAGACAAAGGACACAAUAGCUACAGCCAAGUUUAUCUGCAGUAUAACAACUACCUUGACACUCUGAGUCGAUUUCUAGACUCAAGAUCGAAUGAAAACGGAAAUUUACUGCUGCUUGAUUGCUUCGUGUGUUCCUUGCUGCUGAGCUGGUUUGAAAUAUCUCUAGACGGCUGUCACAAAGUUCACAUGCCUGUGGCACUCGCACAACCUUUCCACUUGGGAGCACCGAGCAACGCUGUAGUUAAAGUCAGGUAUCCGAAACAGGCGCUGGGCGACCUGACUAUUGAAGUGAGUGACAUCGUGACAGUCGUCGAGAGUUUGGUGGAAUCGGACUCUGCCUGGGCCAGGGGCAAGAGCGACAAAACUUUCCUGAGUGGCUUAUUUCCCGCGUAUUGUGUAGAGGACUUCAACUUUGACAACACUGUCAAACCCGACCUCUCUCUGUGUCCGGGACUGCAGACUCUAAUCAAACAGGAACGGGAAAAUAAACCCAACAAAAAUCAAGGUGCUUCAAACUCAACCCCGGGAACGUAUCAACAUGUACUAGAUUCCAAAAUGGGCCUCAAAUCCAGCCUCACCUCUUCCGGAUCGACCAAAAAAGGCCAAGACGGAUCAAAUUUACCCACGGAGGAACCUCUCACAGUUCCUCCUGUUUUCGGAAGCACCUUAUCAAAUGCUAUGAAAUGGAACCAUGCGUUGAAGGAAUCGAGAAAACAGUUCACGUUGGAUGGUUUAAACUCGAUUUACGUGGACGAGUUUUGCGAAGUGUCAUUAUCAAACGUGCCAUACUUUGUGCAGACUAUGGUCCAUUAUGUCCAUAACAAUGGAGAAGUGGACGGUAUUUAUAGGCUGAGCGGGAGUAGCAGUGAGAUUGCGACCAUAGUUCAGAUGAUCGACUCUGGUUUUCAUCAUAUCGACUUCUCUAAUUUUGACAUACACUCUACGAGUUCGACGCUCAAACAGUUCUUCCGAGACUUAUCAACUCCUUUAAUUCCAAUCGACAACUACAACUCAUUCAUGGCUCCAUUCGACAAGUACCCCAGCCUCAUACAAAACAAAUCAAACAGUCGCUCUGACGUCAUAAAGAGUACUGACAAAGAAUCAAAAGUCACCGAGGCUGAAUUGACGCAAACGCUAGACGAAUUACAAGAGAACUUGUACCGGUUACCAUUCUACCACUACCACACACUGAAGUUACUAAUGCUUCAUCUGAAAGUGUUUGUUUCGAAAAGUAGCGUAACGAGUAUGGGUUUGUACAACUUGGCAAUUAUGUGGGCGCCAAAUUUGCUAUUUGACCCCUUUGAAAAAGAGUGCACAGAUUAUAUCGAGAUUGCAAAACGAGCCCAAGCAACCGCAGCCAAAAAAGGAAAGUUAAUUGAACUUCUAAUUAGUCAUUCGAGUACGUUGUUCAACGACCAUUUGCCAAAAUCGAUUUUGCAGAAAAUCAACUCAUUGGGCUGCGAAGACAAAUUAAGAGGAGGCCAAACUAGUUAUGAAUCAGAUCAGUUCGAAGUUAUAACCAAAGGUGCUAAUCAUUUAAACCAAACUCUAACCUUGCCAAGAGUGCCCGGAAAAGAUAGAAUGAAGAAAGCUAUCAGAAAUUUGUUCAGUCCAAAAACCUUGAUUUCUGAUAGACAGAAUCGUGAUAGAAGCGCUUCGCUUGUUGGUGGUCGUAGUUUUCAAAUUAACACUAUCAGUGAGCCUACAAACUUCACUCCGAGACCACAUAUGCCCAGAGAUGAACUUUCGAUCGAAUCGGGGCUAUAUGCGUCUAUAAAUGCAAACAACAACGAAGUGAAAAAUUUGCACCCGAAUGAUAAAUAUGACUCAUCUGAUUUUCUCCAGAAAACGAGUGGUGGGAAUCAUUAUAUGUUCCCGAGUUCUGAUUCGCACGACAAAACGGACGAUGAAUCGGCCAGUGACGUGAGUGAAUGUCACUCAGACGAUUCGACAAUUGGACAAUUCGUAGAUGACAAGUUAAAGAGGAGGAAGAAUGCAACGACAGCAACCACAAGUCUGACAACGCCAAGUCAAUCUGUCCCGUCGAAGUUCCAAAAUGCAGAAUUACAUAUUUACUCACAGAUUCAGAAAGAAGGCGGUUUGAACUCGAAAUCGAACUCGAACUUUGCGUCAACCACAUUCACAGUUGGCUCCUCCUCUGCCAACCCCACCUGGGAAACGAGAAGUGAGAAAGGAGGAAGGGGGGACACCUCAUCUUUGUCCUUCAUUCAGCAGUUCAACAGUGGGGGGUUCAUUAGAGGCAGUGAGAUAUGUGACGAUAUCCCCUUCAUAGAUGCAGUCAGUCCAGUUAGCCCCGCUACCUCGGGAGCAGGAAAGGAUAGCGCGUGGUCUUCCAAAGACUCAGUUUUGAGCUCAUCAGCCUAUCAGAAAUCACCUUUGCUCAUUCUAUCAUCCAAUCAAAAUCAGUAUGUGGCGCAGGACUUAGACAACUUCAGAUCGGAUCUAGUGUACGAACCAAAGAAUCGGAAUUUAAAAUUACCCACGGCCGGUGUGAUGAAUUUACACGGAAGCUGCAUGUCGUCAAAUGCGAAAGCACCCUAUAAAAGGUACUUCAGCGCCGGAACCCCGUCAAGUCCAAACAGUGGAAAUCACGUGUUCAGUAAAUCGAGACCAGAAACACCCGCGCAUUCAGCUGGCGCAGGUUCGAAUCUGAGCAGGACCCCCGAUCAACCGGGUGGAUCGCCGGCGAUGUUGAGAAGUCCGGCGGUUGGAAUGCGACCGAUAAAAGACUCGUCGAUGAAUAAUUUGACUGAUAAGUAUAGCACUAACUGCUCGUUCGACUCUGGUGUGGAGAAUAAUGCGUCAUCUAAUGACGAGUUAUAAGCGACAAUCAGUAGAGUAUAAUUGUUCGACCUAAAAAACCGCAGUAUUAAUUGAUGAAGCUUUUUAGUCGCGACUCAACCAUUUUUUUGAUUGUCGGAACUGAUGUUUCGUUCAAAUUUGCAGAUUGUUUUUCGUUUGAAA
This is a messenger RNA of Symsagittifera roscoffensis, 3564 nucleotides long. RefSeq lists its product as uncharacterized. The transcript has 10 exons. Gene Ontology annotation, molecular function: protein binding. Gene Ontology annotation, biological process: signal transduction; regulation of GTPase activity. NCBI's taxonomy places the organism in Eukaryota, Metazoa, Xenacoelomorpha, Acoela, Convolutidae. The coding region runs from base 130 to 3423 and encodes 1097 amino acids. Gene Ontology annotation, cellular component: cytoplasm. The record is from RefSeq and is a predicted model, not a curated record.